Molecule: messenger RNA, 564 nt
Organism: Phytophthora sojae
Lineage: Eukaryota; Oomycota; Peronosporomycetes; Peronosporales; Peronosporaceae
Exons: 1
Coding region: 1-564 (187 amino acids)
Source: RefSeq, a predicted model, not a curated record
AUGGUGAAUCGGCUCCGCGAUUUUGUCGCCAAGAACGCUCAGCAUGAUGAACGUGCGACGUUACCGCGUGUGAUGCUGACACUUCACACCGUCGAUAUGUUUUUGUCCCGGGCGCUCAACCACCUUCGCAGCGAUAGUCCGUCAUGGUGGGCUAAUUUCCGCGCAGAAGUUCAAAGAAUGGAUUACAACUCGACCGAAUGGGUGCUACUACUCUCCUCACUGCUCACGUCGACGCCAGCGCACCAGACCACGGCGGCAAGCCCGACAAACCACCAAGUAUCGCCAAGGGCGAACUUCAAGUCAGCCCCACGACAGCGUCCUCGAGAUCAAACCAGUUACGAACGGCUGCGAGGUUUUCCUCCAGACAUCGCGGCACUUGUUCUUCGGGUCAAUGGGAAGGAGCCCUGCCUCCGGUUUUUCUCCGGUCAUGGAUGUUAUGUCAAGGGCAAGUCGUGUGGCAACGGUAAAAGGCUUCACUCGUGGCAAACACCACUUCCGGACGCUCUGGUAGAGUAUAUCAAGACAUACUUUGCUCCUAAACCAGCAGUCCCUACUAAUAAGUGA